This is a messenger RNA of Dissoconium aciculare CBS 342.82, 894 nucleotides long. RefSeq lists its product as uncharacterized. Bases 170 to 706 code for a protein of 178 amino acids. NCBI's taxonomy places the organism in Eukaryota, Fungi, Ascomycota, Dothideomycetes, Mycosphaerellales, Dissoconiaceae. The record is from RefSeq and is a predicted model, not a curated record. The transcript has a single exon.
GAAGCUACCAAGAUCCGUCAGGUUCCGACUGGAUCAAAAUAGAACGCGCGCUCUGCAAUGACGCGAUCGAAAUCGCAUCCCCCGUCCACGGAUGCCGAUGAUGAUCACUUCUUGCGGUUCUGCCCGCUCUCCCGCCUUCUACGUACGGUAGAUCCACAGGAGGAGCAGGAUGUGUAAAGAGAGCGCCUGCAGCACCCAACAGCCACUGUGCAAGCCUCUAUGGAAUGGAAAUGCGUGUAUGUAUGCCCACCGCUCUUACGCCAUAUGCCUAUUCCUAAUAAAUGGAACACACUAUCGUCUGUACGCCACAGUGACUCUCGAUCAUCACGGAGGUCGCGGGCAUUCGUCCUCAUCUUGUUACCCUCGGAGUCUGUAUAUAGCUUCGCCGUCCGUCCGCGAGACAUUUUCUUUCCGAAAGCGGACUGCACUCCACGGGAGCUCACUGAAGCUAUUCUCAUGCACGUCGAGACUCCCGUGGCGUUCCUGCAUCUCUUGGCACAUGUGCAACUUCACGCCUAAAUCCUGUCAGAUAUGCCCUCCUACAGUGAGCGUGUGGGCUGCAACAUCCGUAUGCUCUCCUGAGGUCAUCUAUCCGAGCACCUAUCCGAUAUACAGCUGCCGGUCAAACCGGAUCGAGGACUAUGACUGCUCAAUAAAAACGAUGACAAUUCAACUCCGCCGCGUACCAACCGGGCAUCCGUAUUAGUCAUCACUGGAGGUCAAUAUCUGAUGAGUCAUCGGAGUGCUUCGUCCGAUUUGACCGAUGUCUGGCAGUUAUGACAAUUAUUAUGCCCACGCCAUCGCCGCCAUGGUCUCGAACCAUCUUCGUUGAUUCACGCCUGUGGCUGGACCAGCAUGCUGGCGUCACCUCUGUCUCUGCAACUUGGGCUUGCU